AUUACCGAGUUUGAGAGAGAGUUUUAGAGAGAGAGCAAAAAGUGAGAGAACAAAAGAAGUGGAUGAUGGACACGUCCGUGAAUCCCAAGACCGAAACCAUGUUCCCUCUUUCAUCUUUCUACCCUGAUGCUGUAUCUGAUACAUUUGUGGUUUCACAACAAGGUGGAGAAGUAAAACAACGACGAAGACGCCGUAAGAACAAAGGAGGUGAAAGUAGCCUUUCUAAGAAGAGGAAGCUCACUGCUGAGCAACUGCUUCUUCUGGAGGAAAGUUUUGUGAACGACCAGAAGCUGGAAACGGACCGCAAGGAAGAACUGGCUUCCCAGCUGAAUCUUGACCCUCGACAAGUUGCUAUUUGGUUUCAGAACCGUCGGGCCCGUUGGAAGACCAAGAAGAUUGAAGAAAAACUUACACAAAUACAGACUUCUCAUGACAGCAUCAUGUUAGAUAAAUUACGCCUCGAGUAUGAGGUGUUGAUGCUGAGACAGGAACUCUCUGAAGCUCAGGCAAGGAUCCAAGAGUUGACCGAGCAUCCCAAUGAUGCAAUAUCAAGCAACAGUCCGCUAGCAAGUACAGUCUCAAUGGAAACAGCGAACUCUCCAUUAUUUAGGGAAUUUGGCGUUGAAACAUACGACGAUAUUUUCUAUGUGCCACCUGAAAGCGCAUCAAGCGACUACAAUGACGGCUUUGAUUAUGUCCUAUUGUUUGAUUAA
Pistacia vera is the source of this 713-nucleotide messenger RNA. RefSeq names its product homeobox-leucine zipper protein ATHB-40-like. The coding region runs from base 63 to 713 and encodes 216 amino acids. Gene Ontology annotation, biological process: positive regulation of DNA-templated transcription. The transcript is spliced from 3 exons. Gene Ontology annotation, cellular component: nucleus. NCBI's taxonomy places the organism in Eukaryota, Viridiplantae, Streptophyta, Magnoliopsida, Sapindales, Anacardiaceae. Gene Ontology annotation, molecular function: DNA-binding transcription factor activity, RNA polymerase II-specific; sequence-specific DNA binding. The record is from RefSeq and is a predicted model, not a curated record.